This is a messenger RNA of Striga hermonthica, 1224 nucleotides long. NCBI's taxonomy places the organism in Eukaryota, Viridiplantae, Streptophyta, Magnoliopsida, Lamiales, Orobanchaceae. The record is from the annotation of a GenBank genome assembly.
AUGGCGCCCCCGUCUUCGUCGGAUGAAUUUGGAGUCCCAUCCGUCACCGUAACCCUAAUCCCAGGCCUCCCGAACGAUUUAGGCGCGUUGAUCCUCGCAUUCGUGCCCUACUCCCACCACCCCCGCCUCAAAUCCAUCUGCAAAUCAUGGCGGCGCUUCUUCUCCUCGAAAGCCCUAAUUUCUCUCCGCCGGAAUUACUCGAUCGCCCCUGAAUUGCUGUGUAUUUUCCCGCAGGACCCUUCGGUCUCCUCCCCUUAUCUGUUCGACCCCAAAAACCUCUCCUGGUCCCCCCUGCCGCCUAUGCCCUGCAACCCCCACGUUUACGGCCUCUCCAACUUCAUCACCGUCUCUGUGGGCCCCCACCUCUACGUCCUCGGCGGUUCCCUUUUCGACACGCGGUCCUUUCCCCUCGACCGGCCGUCUCCAUCCUCUUCUGCCUUCCGUUUCGAUUUCGCUACCUUCUCGUGGGAUUCGCUUUCACCCAUGAUCACUCCACGCGGAAGUUUUGCUUGUGCUGCCAUGCCCGAGCAUGGUAAGAUUGUGGUGGCUGGCGGAGGUUCGAGGCACACCAUGUUCGGGGCUGCUGGGAGUAGGAUGAGUUCGGUCGAGAUGUAUGAUAUCGAGAAGGAUGAAUGGGUGGCUUUGGAUGGUUUGCCUAGGUUUCGGGCGGGUUGUGUUGGGUUCUUCUUGGGAAGGGAGUUCUGGGUGAUGGGAGGGUAUGGGGAAUCGAGAACGAUCUCGGGAGUUUUUCCGGUGGAUGAAUACUACAGAGAUGCUGUGGUUAUGGAGUUAACAAGUGGGGGGAAAUGGAGGGAGCUUGGGGAUAUGUGGGAGGAAGGGGAAAGACGGAGGCUCGGGAAAAUCGUCGUGAUCGGGGAUGAGGGCUUGGGUUCGCCUGAGAUUUUUAUGCUCGACAAGAGUGAAAUCUUCCGGUAUGAUAUGAAUUCCAAUCGCUGGGUAAAGGAGACUUGUGUGCCUAGAAAAACCUCCGACGACUCGUAUGUUGGUUUUGCCGCAUUAGAUGGGGAGCUUCACUUGCUUACUUUUUUCAAUGUAAACGAUUCAACAGAUGGCCGAAGGUCACGCCCUCAUAAGAGGUCAACAACUCUGCUCAUACAGAUAUAUCAUCCUAGGAAAAUGUCAUGGAGGUCAGUUAUUGCAAAACCACCUUUUCAUGAGCCAUUAGACUUCAGAACAGCAGUAUUGUGCACCAUACGACUUUAG